Molecule: messenger RNA, 1068 nt
Organism: Sparassis crispa
Lineage: Eukaryota; Fungi; Basidiomycota; Agaricomycetes; Polyporales; Sparassidaceae
Exons: 3
Coding region: 1-1068 (355 amino acids)
Biological process (GO): mitochondrial proton-transporting ATP synthase complex assembly
Cellular component (GO): mitochondrion
Source: RefSeq, a predicted model, not a curated record
AUGAUGUCGAUGUUCGCCAGAGGCCGCGUGCUGUUACUGCCUAAAUGUCUCAGACGACCUGUUCAGUCGUCUCUCUUCUGCACCACGGGUCGGCGAUGUCGCGACUUGGAAUCUUCCCGGAGCGUAUAUUACGAGUCUAAGUACGCAGUAAAGCUGCAAAAGCGUGCACAGGAGCAAGAUAAAACCGUCUCCCAAUUGCGUACAGAAAUCCAGGAGCAAGAAAUGGAGAAGCGGAAACAAAGCCUGGCUGCCGCAUCGCAGAAGGAGAAGACGCCGAGUGCGUCUGGGGUACGCGCGAGCGGCAGCGCCUCCUCAGAGAAGUUCUCUGAGCAGACGCCCGGGUUUGUUGCACGGAAGGACGGUUCCCCCGUCAAGCCUCUCAACAGCAUUCUAAACUUGCAGCGACUCUUCUCGGCUCCUCAUACGACAGAGCAACUCUCUAGACUUUGGCAGGCCUAUCAUAAUUCUCGAUCUGGAGGUACUGGGCGUGGCUUCCUCUCUGCUGUAAUCCCGGCCGAUAAGUAUCGGAAGAUGCUGGACGUUGCCACGCGAUACCCCAGAUUUGUCGUGCCAUUGCCAAGGGAUAACGCGGUGACCGACUCAAAUGAGCGGGCGUACGAGUUUUUCCUCAUGGAGUGGGGCUUCUAUGGUUCACCGCCAGAACCUUCGACAAGCAGCGAGCUGUUUGCCUCUCCACAACCGUCCGCCAACCCGCAGACGUCGACGGUGCUCUUCACACCUCUUCAGGAAUAUAAGCUUCGCUCCUCCUUCGCCACUCCGCACCUCGUCCUGACGCACUACACCGACCUAGCGCAAUCACACGGACUUGUACUCUUGCGAGGGGAGAUCACUCCGACAUCUAGAUCUUCCGCUGCUGGUGGCGGUGAAGCUGAUGGACGGUACUUGCUGAGCCAGGAAGACGCGCAGAUUUUGGCGGUCGCGGUGCAACGAUUUUAUUUGUGGGCGGAAGGGGAAAACGAAAGAACUGCUCUGCUGCAGAGAUUCCAUGACAGUUCGGAAAAUUUCAAGUGGGAGGAGUUGUUGAAGCACAUGGAGUAUUCGUUGUGA